AUGGGAAAAUUUGAUUUUAUAAGUGGUAGAACAGCUACUGCUGGUUUAAGAGGUAAAAAAUUAAGAUUAGCAGUUACUGCAAUUGCAACAACUGGUUUUUCAUUAUUUGGUUAUGAUCAAGGUCUUAUGUCCGGAUUAAUUUCUGGUGAUCAAUUUAAUUAUGAAUUUCCACCAACAAAAGAAAAUGCAACUAUUCAAGGUGCUGUUACUGCUUGUUAUGAAUUAGGUUGUUUUUUCGGUGCAAUUUUUGCAUUAGUAAGAGGUGAUAGAAUUGGUAGAAAACCUUUAAUUGUUUGUGGUUCAUUUAUUAUUAUUAUUGGUACUAUUAUUUCAGUUACUGCUAUAAAACCUUAUUGGCAAACUGGUCAAUUUGUUAUUGGAAGAGUUGUAACUGGUAUUGGUAAUGGUAUGAAUACAGCUACUAUUCCUGUAUGGCAAUCAGAAAUGUCUCGUGCUGAAAAUAGAGGAUUUUUAGUUACUUUAGAAGGUGCAGUUGUUGCUGUUGGUACUUUCUUAGCUUAUUGGAUUGAUUUCGGAUUUUCAUAUAUAGAUUCAUCAGUUCAAUGGAGAUUUCCAGUUGCUUUUCAAAUUGUUUUUGCAGCUAUUGUGUUUGCAGGUAUUAUAAAUUUACCAGAAAGUCCUCGUUGGUUAAUUGCUCAUAAUAGAAAACAAGAAGCUUAUGAAGUUCUAGGUUAUUUAAAUAAUGUCAGUCCAGAUGAUGAUGAAGUUAUUGCUGAAGCUUCACUUAUAAUUGAUGCAGUUAAUAGAUUUGCUAAUGCUCAAACUGGUUUUAGAGAUUUAUUCACAGGAGGUAAAACUGCUCAUUGGCAAAGAAUGGUUAUUGGAUCAAGUACUCAAUUUUUCCAACAAUUUACUGGUUGUAAUGCAGCAAUUUAUUAUUCAACUUUAUUAUUUUAUCAAACAAUUUUCAAUUAUUCUAAAUAUAGAUUAUCAUUGAUUUUAGGUGGUGUUUUUGCAACAAUUUAUGCUUUAUCAACUAUUCCAUCAUUCUUUUUAAUUGAUACAUUAGGUAGAAGAAAAUUGUUUCUUAUUGGUGCAACAGGUCAAGGACUUUCUUUUAUAAUAUCAUUUGCUUGUUUAGUUAGAGAUACUGAAGAAAAUGCAAAAGGUGCUGCAGUUGGUAUUUUCUUAUUUAUUGUAUUUUUUGCAUUUACAAUUUUACCAUUGCCAUGGGUAUACCCACCAGAAAUAAAUCCAUUACGAACAAGAACAACAGCAGCUGCAGUUUCAACUUGUACAAAUUGGCUUACAAAUUUCGCAGUUGUUAUGUUUACACCUGCAUUUAUUGAAAAAUCAGGUUGGGGAUGUUACUUAUUUUUUGCAUGUAUGAAUUUCUUAUUUAUUCCAGUCAUUUACUUCUUUUAUCCAGAAACUAAAGGUAGAUCAUUGGAAGAAAUUGAUAUUAUAUUUGCAAAAGCUUAUGUUGAAAAAAGACAACCAUGGAGAGUUGCUGCUACUUUACCAAAAUUAUCAUUAUCUGAAAUUGAUGAACAAGCUAAAGACUUAGGAUUAUAUGAUGAUGAUUUUGAAAAAGAUAAUUUUGAAACAAAAGAAGAUAUAAGUGAUUCUACAAGUGCUGAAAAUAAUGGAGUUUUUGAAAGAAAACCUCAUCAACAAGAAGAAGAAGUUUAA
This is a messenger RNA of Lodderomyces pseudojiufengensis, 1653 nucleotides long. RefSeq lists its product as uncharacterized. Lineage: Eukaryota; Fungi; Ascomycota; Pichiomycetes; Serinales; Debaryomycetaceae. Gene Ontology annotation, molecular function: carbohydrate:proton symporter activity. The coding region runs from base 1 to 1653 and encodes 550 amino acids. The record is from RefSeq and is a predicted model, not a curated record. Gene Ontology annotation, biological process: carbohydrate transport; transmembrane transport. The transcript has a single exon. Gene Ontology annotation, cellular component: membrane.